Messenger RNA from Talaromyces proteolyticus, 1832 nucleotides. RefSeq lists its product as uncharacterized. The transcript has 2 exons. The record is from RefSeq and is a predicted model, not a curated record. Bases 325 to 1614 code for a protein of 429 amino acids. NCBI's taxonomy places the organism in Eukaryota, Fungi, Ascomycota, Eurotiomycetes, Eurotiales, Trichocomaceae.
GCUCUUCCACCAGCCAUUUUUGGUGUAAUAUUGAUUCGAAGUGAGUUUAGAUAAGCCAAAGUGGCAUAAAUAAUGGUGCUCUAUCUGCAUUUAGCUUUUUUGAGUCGCUUAUCGAGGAAACGAGUCGGAUAUUUUUACUCUUUUAUCACGAUGCGGGCAGCAUCUAAGUUAGCAUCUCAGCCUCACUCAACCGCACAAACAUGAGGCUCACUACUAUUCAGCCUUGCACUUAUUAAAGCUGACUUGGGUGACCUACUAAAAUUCCAAUCUCAAACUUCUGAAUACUUUUUUUUUUUUAAAAAAAAAACAUUUUUCCGAUUUCAGAUGGAGUUAUUAAAUGAGAAAUGGAUUUAUGCGGAUCAAACUACAGCUCACGAGUAUGACAAACGAUUUCUGAUUGUUGAGAAAGACCAGCAACCCUACUUUAGCAAAGUUCCACCUGGCGAACAUAACGGUCUGCCACACAAUAUUCCAAACUGUGCCCGGAUACUCUGCAGCUACUGCUCCCGAUGUGCAACGAGCACCGAACACUCCCCCUUCCAACUACCACACGACCAGCACACCGUUAACCAACUUCUCGAGCCAUUCCCAUGGCUCUUAACUCUACGAGCCCACAGCAAAGGUUUCGGCAACUUCUCCAAAAACCUACUCUACCAUGCCGACAACCCUGUAGCAAUGACCAUCAUCUUUCAUUCAUCCAUGAAGCAGUACUGGCAGCGCAGCCGAGGAGGAUCAAUCUGGUCUUUAGGGCUUGUCUACGACUUCCGCCACAACUCCUCAGUGGGCUUACUAGACGGUUUGUUACCGUCGGAUCGAAAACGCUUGGAAUGCAGCUUGGCCAGUAACCCAGCGGCUCUUGCACAUCCACUCGCCGUACCAUGCGCGGUUCUCGAGACUCAAACCACGUUCCUGGUCGAAGCAGCUUCGAAAAUCCAUGGACAGCUGUAUAAAAUCGAGAAAGACUUCGGACUAUAUAGGUCUUGGGGACCUGGGGGUGCGCGAGAUCCAUGGGCGUUGAGUAAUGACGAGUUUCAGGACUAUAUGAAAAGAAGCGCGUCGAUUGAGAGCCACUUGACCUAUCUUCGCGGCCAGGCUGAUAUACUCAUGCGCUUCAACGCCUUCCUGCUCGAAACGAGCGACGAGUUAUUAACUUUAGUCAAGAACACCUCCUCCAACCCCACUGCAAACACGCUAUCCGCCGUCUCUGGCCAGCAACCCAUUCAAUAUUGGCGCAAAAAUCUCGGCUACAUGCUCGAAACCGUCCGACCCAACAUCGACCGUUCCUCCGCGCGAAUCGAAAAGUUCUCUGCGACGGUUUCGACGGUGAUGAAUCAUAAGAUCUCUACUGAUACUAGCCACACCGCGUCCUUGGCGACAUUGUUAUCGAUCAUCACGAUGAUAUUUCUCCCUGCAACGGCUAUUGCGACUUUUUUCAGUAUGAGUAUGUUCAGUUUUCAGAAUGAUGCUGUGCAGGUGGUCUCCAGUAGGCUUUGGAUUUAUUGGGCUGUUGUGGCGCCUUUGACGGUGGUUAUUCUGGCGCUUUGCUAUCUGUGGACGAGGCGGAAGAGUUUUAAUUUGUUUCUUUCAAGGAAGAGGGAUAACGAUUCAGUGUGAUUGGGUUUGACACUGGACUGUUGAAAGUCGUCAAGCCUCAUUUCAAAUAAUGACCUUCCGUCGAGUUUGUAACUUUGAAAUAUGAAUAUGGAUACUAGGCGCACGAUCGUUCGAUCUUCUCCUUGCGGAGAUGGAUCAAUCGUUGUAUCUGUGCCAUAUUGAAAAAGGAGAUGGGAGGCCGCUCCUUGAGUAGUGAAAUACAUACAUCUACGAUAUUG